Molecule: messenger RNA, 591 nt
Organism: Parascedosporium putredinis
Lineage: Eukaryota; Fungi; Ascomycota; Sordariomycetes; Microascales; Microascaceae
Source: the annotation of a GenBank genome assembly
AUGGACCUCUUUCCUUUCAAUGUUUUGAUCUUGGAGCUGGAGCAAGAUCACGAGAUCCUCGCCGCUAACCACUUCCCUCAGACGCGAGGAGCCGUAGCAUCCGAGCCCGGCACAGUCGAGACCGUCAUAGUCGAGACCGGUACAGUCGAGACCGGCACAGUCCUUGCCGAUCCUCUGCCCACCGCCAACUUUGGCAAAAACGGCGAGGAGAUGACCUUGUUCGGCACCAUCGAGGAAGUCGUCAAGGAAGUCGCGAGCAUUAAUCCCGACUACGUGUGGGCCGAGCAGGACCCGAACACCGCGCACACCGCCGGCCUCGAGGAGGACGACGCCUGGCUCGAGCGCAAGGUGAGCAAGUUGGACUGCUCCGCCAUCGGGACCAGGGCCCUGCGGAACCCCAUCAAGAUGGGCAUCCACUACCUGUACACCAAGCCCAAAGACACGUGCCGUCUCGAGGCCAGGUCGUGCACCCGCGUGAGCUGCUCGUGGGACUCGGCCAUUUACGUCUGCUUUGAUCCCAACAAAGACUCGCCCAAGGUGUACGAGUUGCCCUGGUGGUACGUGGCCGACUACGCUAAGGGCCUCUUUUGA